Messenger RNA from Trichoderma atroviride IMI 206040, 1260 nucleotides. RefSeq lists its product as uncharacterized. NCBI's taxonomy places the organism in Eukaryota, Fungi, Ascomycota, Sordariomycetes, Hypocreales, Hypocreaceae. The record is from RefSeq and is a predicted model, not a curated record.
AUGGCUUCGACAACCUUGGCUCUCAUCUUUGGCACGUAUUUCUGUUGGGCAGCCAUGGUAUCUGGAAAGCUCUUUCAUCAAGUCUGGGCAGGAACGCUAUUAUUUCUCGUAUUCCUUGCAGAUAAGUGUUUACAGCAGGAGUCAACAACAUAUUCAUUCCUAUACGGUACUCUAUGCCUCUUGAAUCUCGCCGUCUGUAUUGCUCUAUCCCCGGUCCAAGUCUUGCUCUUCAAACAAAAAGCCGCCUAUGAAACGCCGAGGCAAUUAGAUGUGUUCUUGCCCAAGUCAGCUCCAGGAUCGCAUCCCGGCUAUUCCAUAUCGGUCGAUAUUGUAGCUGUUCAUGGACUUGGCUCCUCUCCAGAGACGGCAUGGGCCUACAAGCUUGAUGCUCCACGAGACGCAGCUGGCAAUUCAACUCUGGCUCAAAACUACACCCAACCAAAUGCAAAUUUAAAAUACGGGCCUAUGUGGCUUCGAGAUUUUCUCCCUCUCGAUGCACUUCAGGCCCGAGUCCUAGUUUAUUACCACAAUUCCGGAUGGCAAGCACAUGCAUUAGGCAUGUCUCUCAGAGACUAUGGUCAAGAUCUCCUAACUUCGAUCGAGGGCGUCAGGCAAACAGAGACAGAACGACAUCGCCCAGUGGUACUCAUCGGAUAUAGUUUCGGGGGCCUCAUCAUCAAACAGGCCAUGCUCAUGGCCCAUGGCGAUACCUCUGGAAAAUCACAGUCAGCAUUCUCUCCAGAUUGCGCCAAAGGCUUUAUUUUCCUUGAGACUCCCCAUUUGGGCUCGGAAUUGACCAUUUUCGCAAAGGCAUUGUCGUUGCUCGGGUAUUGGCAAGGCGCAAGCACUGCGCUUCUUGAAGUUAUUGAUCCUAGAUCCCCGGAAAACAAGUCUCUACAUGAGAUCUUCUUAACCCGGUUUGCAAAUAGGGACAUGGUCAACUUUUAUGAGGUUCAGCCAGAAUCCGUCGGUCCAUUUCCAAUCAUGAAUGCCGUGAAAAAAGACUCCGCGAUGAUACCCCAGAAGGAUAACAUUCCUUGUCAUGGGAAAUACCGUGCUAUUCAUAGAUUCCUGAGCGAAACAGAUGUCGGAUACACUCGCCUAUGCCAAAGCAUCAAGCGCUUGGUUGACAAUAACAUCAACAAGCAGGACGUCUCCGACGUGUCAGCGAUGAAAGCACUUAGUUUCUACGUGGAAACGGAUUUCCAAAAUGACCUUCAGCGAGAUCAAAAUCAAAUUGACGUCCAAACGAUGGAGUAG